Molecule: messenger RNA, 8600 nt
Organism: Amborella trichopoda
Lineage: Eukaryota; Viridiplantae; Streptophyta; Magnoliopsida; Amborellales; Amborellaceae
Gene: ATR
Product: Ataxia telangiectasia-mutated and RAD3-like protein
Biological process (GO): DNA damage checkpoint signaling; DNA repair; telomere maintenance
Cellular component (GO): nucleus; chromosome
Molecular function (GO): protein binding; protein serine/threonine kinase activity
Source: RefSeq, a predicted model, not a curated record
UGGGGUGAGAGAGAGAGAGGGAAAUGGAGUGAAGCAGAGAAAGAGCCUGAAAGAUACAGGGUUCGAGAGAGAAUGGCGGGCCUUUAUGGGCUCCUGCAAGACAUUGGGGAGUGUAUCACCCGCAAAAGCAAAAGCGACGACCCCUCCUCCCCUCAUUCUGAUGACUUCUCCGUUGAGAGCAGAUUUCGUUCUGUGCUCCCCAAUCUCCUCCAUGCUUUUGUCCUCCCUUCCAAGACAGAAAAUGAAAGGGAGCUAACUGCCAUUUUAAAGCUAAUUACUCACAUCUGCAAGAAUUACCCUGGUGUCUUCUUCAAUGGUAAGGCUUCUGCUGUUCUUCCCAUACUCGGACGCGUUAUUCCCUUAUUUGCGGAGCCAUCUUUCUGCUCUCAUCAUCAUGCAAUUUUCGAGACUGUUACUUCCCUCUUGUCCUUGCUCCGUACUGGAGAAAGGGAAGCUUACCGCCAGUUUUUCUUGGACUCUAUGUUGCUUCUUGAAGAUCUUUUGUCAGUGGCAUCAUUUUAUGCAGAAAAAUCGAACUUCACGGCUUCCACUACUUUGUCAAUAACAUGUUUCUGUGAAUCUUUUUAUGAGAUUUCUAGUGCUCCAGCUCUUUUCUGCGACCUUCCACCUUGUUGCAAACCAGCAGGUGGUCAUGGUAUUCUGGUGGACGUCACAGAUGAACCACGGUGGCAGCCUUUCUCAAUUUGGACUAUCAAGAUUCUUAGCAAGUGCCUCACAGAAGGCACUCUACAUGUGGAAGGGCUCAUCAGUCCUUCAUUUAUGUUGAGUGCAUGUAACUUGCUAUGUUAUGGAGGUGCUGAUUUGCAUAUGUCCUGUUUUGACUUUGCACGUACUGCCGCAGCAGUACUGGAUGCAGAACUUAUUCCUGUUGAGAAGCUUAUCCUAUCAAUAGCAUCCAUCUUGGCUCAAGAUAUCCAGAAGCUUUCAACAUUCAGAAAUUGUGUUUAUGAUUCCACCAUUGGUGCUUGCCUAACUGCAUUGCACUUUACCUGCCACAAGGAUAUUGUCGAGAGCACUGCUAUGGAUUUGCUUAGGGUUUUCCCGCUGACACUUCAGAAUACAGAAAGCCCAGAGCUGAAGGUUGCUCUAUGCAGUGCUUAUACACGAAUUGUCAAAACAUGUCAUCCGAACAUUUGGGGGCCAGAAUCUCUUCUGAAAAUAUUAUCCUAUUCUAAACCUUGUUUAGAACUGGUUGAUUGCAUUCAAGUGGUGAUAAAUUCACUUGGACCUUUUAACUCUGGAGGGAAAUUUGACAAUGGUAGUAUGCAGGCUUCAUGGUCCGCUUCAUGUGACAGGGAAUUGGAGACUGUCAGUGUGGGUGAGAAGAGAGUUGCUCACAGUAACAUUGACAACUUAAAAAGUAAGAGGCAGAGAAUAGAGAAAGACGGCUUGCUUUCUGAUGUUAACUUUCGAAUUGGUGAUGAAAACCAUCCUACAGAAGACCUUCCACGUAUUUCACACUUACCAAAUAUCAUAAGUUCUGCAUUUGAUUCAGACAAAAUAUCAUAUGCAAAUUACUGGAGAGGCAUGCUUAUUGAGUUUAUUGGUCUUUUAAACUCUGGUGAAUUAGAAAAUAGGCCUUUAACACGAGAGAAUGCUGUAAUGGCUCUUAGCAUACUUUGCAUUGUAUUCAGUAACGAUCCCUACAGUACCUUGACUGUCCAAAUCUUUCAGCAAGUGCUGGAGUGGAUACCUUGGAUAUUUGAGCAGGCAAUGGAAAUAAAUUGGUCCAUAUUCGAUUUGUCCAUCUAUCUAGAAGCAGCUUAUAAUGUGUUGCUACUACAAAGUUUCCAUCCCAAGGAUAUGAAGCCAAUGAAAGAUGGUGGUCAUGGUUCUAUUCCUAGUCUCUAUUCCUACAACCUGCAGCUUUUACAAUUGUUAAAACUUCCUUGGACACAAUCUCAUUUGGUUAAUCAGGUUUAUCCUCUAUGGAAAGCAAAGUGCCUCUCUGUUAAAGUCCUCUCCUUGAUGGGCAUCAGACCAGAUCUUGAUAUUUUGGACCUGGCAUUGCAAGACAAUUAUGAGGAGGUUAGAGUUGAAGCUGUUACUUCUAUCCCAGUCUUUUUGUUAUGCUUCAAUCCGGAUCAAAUAUCUUAUGUAUGCAGAAAAAUAGAGGUCUUAGGGCAAGACAAGUCUGACAAAGUAAAUCAAGGUUUAGCCAAUACAAUUGGGUAUAUAUCAUGUCUUUAUGGUUCUCUCUGCAAUGCUGGAUCCAUGAAGGACAACAGUUCAUGUAAGCUUUAUGUAGAAGUUGGCAGAGGGAAGCAGAGUCAAACUUCAGAGUUUCUUUCCCAACGAUUUUGGUGUCCCCAAUGUGGCAUCGGAUCUCCAUAUGACCAAGAAAAGUUUCUUAAUAGUAGAUACCUUUCCCAGGUGCAAUGCAUAGAUGAUGGCUUUGAAUUUGAGUUUGGAAAGAUUCUGAAGCUCUUCUUUAAGCUUCUUCUGGAAGAAUCAUCAGAAGAAGUCCAAGUUGCAUGUGUGGGAAUCACAUCUCGGGUUCUGAUGCAUAUGCAAAAAGAAGCAUUGACUGAGACAAGGUCUGAAUGGAUCCAAUGCAUUGACAAAUUACUUCUUCAUGAUAAGAGGUCCAUGAGAGAAGCAUUUUGCUCGCAGAUCUGUGGCUUCCUUUCAAGCCAUGUACUGGACUGUUUAUUUUCUGAAGGAAAUGAAAACAACAAGACAAAAGAGCAAAGACUUCUUGACAAAUUGAAGCAUGCUUUGGCAGCAACCGAGGAUCCUGGGGUGUUUGAGACUCUACUAGAAACUGCAGCUGAGAUCAUGAAAGGUGUUGACUUCCAUGGGCAGAUUUUCUUUUUUGCUCUUGCUUUGUUGCUUGAUCAGCUUGAUAAUCCUCAUAUCUCCGUGAGAAUGACAGCUUCAAGGUUAAUACUCAACUCAUGCCAAUUCCACUGUGGAGGUGGAUUUGAUUUGAUAUUUUCUAAGUUCACUAAUAUUAGGGAUGAACUUUUUGAAUAUCUUUGUUCGAGGCUUGUGAGCCGUCCAGCAAUGAUCAGAGAGUUUUCAGAGGCAGUUGUGGGGAUCAAGAUGGUUGAUCUUGUCCGGAUGAUGAUCCCUAUUGUGCUCCCAAAGCUAGUGGUUUCUCAGAAGGAUAAUGAUCAAUCAGUCAUUAAUCUACAUGAGCUAGCGAAGCACUUGGACACAGAUUUGCCGCUGUUGCUUUUGGAGUGGUGCCACAAAGUGCUUGCCUUUGUUCUUUUGCAAGCAGAUGGGAAAGAGUUGCUCUCUGCUUUGCAGUUUUAUGAAAUGCAGACUGGGUCUGACACCAGUGAAAUUUUUGCAGCUGUUUUACCAGCACUUCUUGAUGAGCUUGUACGUUUUCUUGGGGAUUCUGAUACUAAUGAGACCAGCAGGAGGACUGCACGAGUUCCUCAGAUGAUCCAAGAAGUUGCUAGUAUUGUCACUGGCUCUAAUGAUCUACCGCAAUUUUUGAGGAAUCACUUUGUUGGCCUUAUUAACAGUAUUGACAGAAAAAUGCUACGUGUUGAUGACCCCCUAUUGCAGAAACAAGCUUUGAAAUGUAUAGAAAAACUUAUUGAAAUGAUAGGUUCUCAUCUCAGUACUUAUGUACCCAAGAUUAUGGUUCUUCUAAUGCAUGCUGUGGAGAAAGAAACCCUUCAGAUUGAAGGCCUUAGAGUUUGGCACUGUUUCAUCCAACAAUUAGCUAAGGUGUCGCCUUUAAAUCUGAAACAUAUAGCUUCUCAAGUAGUGGCUUCUCUUAUUCCUUUUCUUGAGCGAUAUGAUGAGAACACGUUGCAGUUGAACAAAGCUGUGGAAAUUUUGGAAGAACUUAUUGUCUCAAACAGGCAUCUAUUGGAUCGGCAUGUUAGGGAACUCCCUUUGUUGCCUAAUCUUCCCAUACUAAAAGAAGUGAAUAAAGUUAUCCAAGAGGCACAUGGCUCGAUGAGUUUAAGAGACCAACUUCGCCAUGCUAUUGAUGGUUUGAACCAUGAGAACCUGAAUGUAAGGCAUAUGGUGGCCUCUGAGUUAUGCAAGCUACUGAAUGUGAGAAGGGAGGAUGUCACUGCUAUGAUAUUGGGAGAAGUUGGUUCGGAUUUGGAUGUCAUAAGCUCAUUGAUUACAGCCUUACUAAAGGGUUGUGCAGAGGAGUCGAGGACGAUAGUGGGCCAGAGAUUGAAAUUGGUUUGUGCAGAGUGUCUUGGAGCUCUUGGGGCAGUUGAUCCAGCCAAAGUCAAAGUAGUUUCAUGCCGUCGUUUCAAGAUUGAAUGCUCAGAUGAUGAUUUGAUCUUUGAGCUUAUAAACAACCAUCUUGCCAGGGUUUUUCGAGCUGCCUCUGAUACUGUUGUUCAAGAUUCGGCUGCAUUAGCUAUACAAGAGCUUUUGAAGCUUGCAGGGUGCCAAGCUUCAUUGGAUGGUAAUGUUUCUCUCUUUAUGUCCCAGCUUUCAAAGAGCAGGGAGUCAGAGAGAGCCUUUACUGAAAAGGAUAGUGACUCUUCUGAGAUGAACAAGAGAGGUCAGAGACUUUGGGACCGUUUCUCUAACUAUAUCAAAGAAAUAAUUGCUCCAUGUCUGACCUCGAAGUUUCAGCUUCAGAUAGUUAAUGAAUCAAGCUCAGCUGGCCCCAUUUACAAGCCCUCAAUGUCAUUUCGAAGGUGGAUAUACUCUUGGAUCAGGAAGUUGACCAAAGAAGCAACUGGGUCUCGAGCAAAUAUUUUCAAUGCUUGUCGAGGAAUAGUUAGACAUGAUAUGGGUACAGCUAUUUACUUGCUCCCAUAUUUAGUCCUGAAUGCAGUUUGCCAUGGCACUACUGAGGCACGCCAGAGCAUAACCGAGGAGAUAUUAUCCGUUCUCACUGCCGCUGCUUCAGACAACAGUGGGGCAGUUGUUCAUGGAGGGCAGAGUGAAGUCUGCAUUCAGGCCAUCUUCACUUUGCUUGACAAUCUAGGUCAAUGGGUGGAUGAUCUUAGACAAGAAGUUGCUCUUUCUCAGUCCCUCCAGUCAUCUAAUCUGAAGCAACCUUCAAAAAGAAAGGAUCAGCCUGAUGGUGAUCAGUUCGUACUAGUACAGUGCAACAAUGUUACUGAGCUCUUGACUGCUGUUCCAGAGGUGACUCUUGCUCGUGCUUCCCUUCGUUGCCAGGCCCAUGCCCGAUCUCUGUUAUACUUUGAGUCACAUGUGAGGAAGAAAUCGGGAUCAUUUAAUCCGGCGUCUGAGAGAAGUGGGUUAUUUGAUGAUGAAGAUAUCUCCUUUUUGAUGGAGAUCUAUAGUGGUUUGGAUGAGCCUGAUGGCCUAUUUGGGUUGGCACAUCUAAGAACUUCUUCAACCUUGCAGGACCAAAUCUUGAUCAACGAAAAGGCGGGUAAUUGGUCGGAAGCUUUAACUUGCUGUGAGCAAGCCUUGCAAAUGGAGCCUGAUUCUGUUCAAAGACACUCUGGUGUUCUCAACUGUUUGCUUCAUAUGUGUCAUUUGCAGGCAAUGGUUACCCAUGUGGAUGGAUUGAUAUCUAGGAUAACCGAGUACAAGAAAACUUGGUGCAUGCAAGGUGUUCAAGCAGCUUGGAGAUUAGGGCGAUGGGAUCUGAUGGAUGAGUACCUAUCUGGAGCUGAACAAGAAGGCCCAGUUUGUAGCACAUCUGAGAUUAAUGUUUCUUUUGAUUUGGGUCUUGCUAAGAUUCUCCAAGCCCUAAGGAAGAAAGACUCAUACUUGGUUGCUGAGAAAAUUGCCCAGGCUAGACAAGCUCUAUUAGCUCCCAUAGCAGCUGCUGGAAUGGAGUCUUAUAUGCGAGCAUAUCCCUUGAUUUUGAAACUGCAUAUGCUAAGCGAAUUGGAGGAUUUUUAUGCUGUCCUUAGCGACAUCUCAUUUCUUGAGAAGCCUUUCCAUCUCGAAGAUCCAAGGUUCUCAAAGCUGAUUAAAGAAUGGGAGAAUCGUUUAAGGCUUACACAGCCCUCGCUUUGGGCUAGGGAGCCAUUGUUAGCUCUUCGAAGAUUGGUCUUUGGGGCGAGCAAUCUCAGAGCUGAAGUGGGAAACUGUUGGCUUCAAUAUGCGAAGCUAUGUCGAGCUGCUGGCCAUUAUGAAACAGCAAACAGGGCAAUUUUAGAAGCUCAAUCAUCAGGUGCACCAAACGUUCACAUGGAAAAGGCUAAGCUUUUGUGGGGUACAAGGAAAACUGACCGUGCCAUAGCAGAGCUCCAACAAGUACUACUCCAUAUGUCAAUCGAAGUUUUGGGGAGUGCAGCUAGUUCUUCUAUCACUAGUCUCUCUCUCAUCCCUCCCAAUCAUGCUUCAGUCUCAGCUACCCAAGCACUCAAUCAAAACCAAGAUGCAGCGAAAACCAUCCUUCUCUACACAAGGUGGAUUCACCAUACAGGACAAAAACAGAAGGAGGAUGUAUUAAGCCUUUAUACAAGGGUCAAGGAGCUGCAACCCAAAUGGGAAAAAGGUUACUUUUUCAUGGCAAAGUAUUGUGAUGAUCUGCUUGUUGAUGCCAGGAAGAGGCAGGAAGAGAAUCAAGAAGGAUUGAUGUAUGAGCAACGGACCUCAAGGAUUGCACCAUCAGCCCCUGUUGCUCAUGGCAGUGAUGAGAAGCCCUGGUGGAAUCACCUUCCUGAUGUGCUUCUCUUCUAUGCAAAAGGGCUCAGAAGGGGCCACAGCCAUCUUUUCCAGGCGUUGCCUAGGUUAUUAACCCUCUGGUUUGAGUUUGGAAGCAAAUAUCAAAGAGAUGGUUGUGCCUCCAAUAAAGAUUUAAGGACCGUCCAUGUCAGGGUUAUGGGUAUCAUGCGAGGUUGCCUCAAGGAUUUGCCUACAUAUCAGUGGCUCACCGCUCUAUCUCAGUUGGUUUCAAGGAUUUGUCACCAAAACAAUGAAGUUGCUCUGCUGGUCAAGCAUAUUAUAAUAUCAGUUUUACAGGCAUACCCUCAGCAAGCCUUGUGGACCAUGGCUGCUGUUUCGAAAUCUACAGUGGCGGCUAGGCGUGAAGCUGCAGCCGAGAUAAUCCAAGGAGCACGUAAAGCAAUUUCUCAAGGAAGUGAAGGAAACAUUUUGUUUACUCAGUUUGCCGCCUUAAUAGAUUACCUGAUCAAGUUAUGCUUCCACAGCGGGCAACCAAAGGCGAAGACAAUCAAUAUUGCCACUGAGUUCAGUGCCUUGAAACGGAUGAUGCCUGUUGGGAUCAUAAUGCCCAUCCAACAAGCUCUUACUCUAACACUGCCGACAUAUAGCACAAUCUUUUCGGACCUUCCGGAGUAUGACCCCUUUUCCCAUGCAGAACAUGCUACCAUUGCAGGAAUCUCAGAUGAAGCAGAGAUCCUCUCAUCACUCCAGAGGCCAAAGAAGGUAAUAUUCCAUGGUAGCGAUGGAAUCGACCAUCCUUUCCUCUGCAAACCCAAGGAUGACCUCCGAAAAGAUGCUCGGAUGAUGGAGUUCACGGCAAUGAUCAACCGCCUGUUAUCCAAAUACCCAGAGAGCCGGAGGAGGAAACUGUACAUCCGAACCUUUGCAGUAAUUCCACUCACGGAGGACUGUGGUAUGGUGGAGUGGGUCCCACACACUCGUGGGCUUCGCCAAAUCCUCCAAGACAUCUACAUAGCCUGUGGCAGGUUUGAUAGACAAAAGACAAACCCCAUGAUAAAAAAAAUAUAUGAUCAACAAGGCCAAAUGCCUGGGGAUGAGAUGCUUAGAACAAAGAUCCUUCCUAUGUUCCCUCCUGUUUUCCACAAGUGGUUUCUUAAUACUUUCUCUGAGCCAGCUGCCUGGUUCAGGGCACGUGUUGCUUAUGCGCACACCACUGCAGUAUGGUCCAUGGUUGGGCACAUUGUGGGGCUUGGUGAUAGACAUGGGGAGAACAUCCUCUUUGAUUCCACAACGGGUGACUGUGUUCAUGUUGAUUUCAGUUGUUUGUUUGAUAAAGGCCUCCAAUUGGAGAGGCCUGAAUUGGUGCCUUUCAGGCUUACCCAGAAUAUGAUUGAUGGGCUGGGCAUCACUGGAUAUGAGGGUAUAUUUCUAAGGGUCUGUGAGAUCACGCUCUCUGUGUUGAGAACACAUAGAGAGACACUUAUGAGUGUUCUUGAGACCUUUAUUCAUGAUCCUCUUGUGGAGUGGACAAAGUCUCAUAAGUCUAGUGGAGUGGAAGUUCAGAAUCCCCAUGCACAGAGAGCCAUUAGCAACAUCGAAGCUAGGUUGCAAGGAGUUGUAGUGGGUGUUGGAGCUGCUCCAUCCUUGCCCCUAGCUGUAGAAGGACAAGCUCACCGACUGAUUGCUGAAGCUGUGUCCCACAAAAAUCUUGGGAAGAUGUAUAUAUGGUGGAUGCCUUGGUUUUGAUCAUAUUUUCAAGACCAAGCAUGGUAUGCUCGCUGUUUUGGUCGCUUUGGGGAAGCAUCUUAUGAAAAUAUUUGAUUGGAGAACUUUCCAUCUGUGCUUCUCAUUCUACUCAUUAUUGUGAAGUGUUGUACAUAUUGUGACCGUGUUCUCUAUAGCAAGUUGCCAAUAGACUCGACAUUUACAGCAUAAAAUGUAGAUAAUGGAGGGAAAUGCAUUUGUUGCAGACCUCGCUCAAGCUCUGGAUGUGUUUGAAUAUUGAAUUACUGCUUAUGUGCCUUUGGUCA